AUGUCGUCACGGACCUCGUCUCCUUUCUCCCCUGUCUCGGGCGUCAAUACUCCCAAAGAGGCCGAUUCUGGAUACUCUAGCGGAACAGCUUGCGAGGUGGCUGUGCCAGAGGUGUACUUUUCCAAACCACAUCUUCAAUUCCUCAACCGACAGUUACAGUUCCUCGAGCCGCAGGAAAUCCUAAAGUGGUGCAUUACCACACUCCCCCACUUAUACCAGGCGACCGCCUUCGGCCUGACUGGUCUGGUCACACUGGAUAUGCUUUCGAAGAUGAAGAUACCCCGCCCGCAGAUGGUUGACAUAAUCUUCUUUGAUACGCUUCACCAUUUCCCCGAGACACUCUCACUGCUAGACAAAAUCCAAGACAGAUACCCGUUGGUGAAUGUCCACAUAUUCAAGCCUGCCGGAGUCAACACAGCACAAGAGUUUGCCGUCAAACAUGGAGAUAAAUUAUGGGAAGAGAACGAUCAGCUUUAUGACUGGAUCGCCAAGGUUGAGCCUGCCCAGCGAGCAUACCGAGAACUUGGUGUCAAUGCCAUCCUGACAGGACGACGAAGAACACAAGGCGGACAAAGAGGAGACCUAGACGUUAUAGAGGUGGACGAAGUGGGUCUGAUCAAGGUCAAUCCGCUUGCCAAUUGGACCUUCAAGCAGGUUCACGACUACGUCAAGAAUAACCACAUCCCUUAUAACGAGCUUCUGGAUCGUGGCUACAAGAGUGUGGGGGACUGGCACUCAACGCAGCCCAUCAAAGAAGACGAAGACGAGCGAGCUGGUCGCUGGAAAGGUCAACAAAAAACCGAAUGUGGCAUCCAUAAUCCUCGAUCGAAGUAUGCGCGGUUUUUGAUGGAGCAAGAAAAGAAGAAAGAGCAAGAAGCAGUUCAGCAAGCCCUGCAUAAGGUCGCGCUACAAGCAUAG
This is a messenger RNA of Endocarpon pusillum Z07020, 918 nucleotides long. RefSeq names its product Phosphoadenosine phosphosulfate reductase. Gene Ontology annotation, cellular component: cytoplasm. NCBI's taxonomy places the organism in Eukaryota, Fungi, Ascomycota, Eurotiomycetes, Verrucariales, Verrucariaceae. Bases 1 to 918 code for a protein of 305 amino acids. Gene Ontology annotation, molecular function: phosphoadenylyl-sulfate reductase (thioredoxin) activity. The record is from RefSeq and is a predicted model, not a curated record. The transcript has a single exon.